UGCCGGCGAUCGCAUCUGGGAAAAAGAGCUGCAAGCUUCCCGAAAAUCAAGAAACGGUCUUGAGUUCAUCAUCAGGAAAUCCCCCGAAACAAAACCAUAUAUUUUUGUAGUAAACAUAUAAAAAUAAACAAAAAAAAAAAAGCGAAAAAACAUAACAAACCAUAAAAAGCAAAGAAACUACAAUAUGCUUUAUCUGCGCCCCUUCGCGAAGAUAUAGCGAUAUCGCAGUUAAACACCUUGUAAAUGAUUUCAAAGUGAGUGUAAACAGCAACUGUUCAACAUUCGCCAUGUGCCGGGUUCAAGCGUGAAUAAAUUACAAUUACACGCGUCAAACUGCGCAGCAAAAUAUGCUAGUGAAAAGUGCCACAACAGCAAAAGGAGCCGCACUUGCCAGGUCCUCGGCUGCAGCAUUAAUUUGAGGGGAGAGCAGGAAAAGCGAGGACAACCAGGAAAAGCCUAUCCAGCGAAAAGGAUGCACUAAGCCCGCGGCGGAGCCCACCCAUCUCCCGUCUCUUUCCGGCACGCUCCCCUGUCGCCGUCCCUUUCUAUUGGAGAACCAGCGCGGAAGAAGCAGCACAGAGGCAAAAUGAAUAUUGGCAUCGCAGCACCGAAAUGGGAUAAAUUGUCGCCGCGCGAGUUUUUGCAGCUGCAGGAGUUGGCCUCAUAUUCCACCCGAAAGCUGCAGGAUGUGCUGCGGGAGUUUAGCUCGCCGAGUGCCGCCAGCACGCCCAAGUGCAUUCCGGAUGGGGACAUUGAUUUCGACGGGUUCCGGCGCUUCCUGGACGCCUUCCUCGACUGCGAGGCGCCGCUGGACCUGGCCAAACAUUUGUUUGUGUCCUUCCUCAAGCCGAAUGUCACCCAGGCCCAGCUGCAUGGCCGGGCACUUAAUCAAAUGGCCGCCAUCAGCAGCACGGCCGCCUGUGCGCCGGUCACGUCGCACACGAAGGGCUCCAUACCAAACAUCAAUAGCAUUGCCGAGUUGAUGCCGCAGUGCAGCGGAGGCGGAGGCGGCAUCGGUGGCACGGGGGGCGUGGCCGGGGCCGAGGGACACGCACAAGCCCGCAGCAGCUUUGUGGACAAAAUCCAUGGCAUCACGGAUAAAUUACACCACUCGCUGGGCGGACAUCUAUCCCACGAUCCCAGCAAGACGGGCAGUGUCCAUCCGAUGCUCACGGUGACGCCGAGUCCCUUGGCCAGCGGACCCAGCAUGUUCCAGGCGAGCAAUCCGGCCCGUCGCUCCGUGGACUCCAGUCCCUCGCACUCGGCCACCAACCACUCGCAGAUGUCCCGCAACUCCUCGAAGAAGAGCAGCAACUCGGUUAAUUGCAAAAUUGAUGCUGACAUUAAGCUCCUCGCGCGAAAACUCUCCCACUUCGAUCCGCUGACACUCAAGGUCCCGCUGAAGGAUGUCGUCUGCUAUUUAUCACUGCUCGAGGCAGGACGACCGGAGGACAAGCUGGAGUUCAUGUUCCGGCUGUACGACACGGAUAGCAACGGAGUCCUGGACACGGCCGAAAUGGACGCCAUUGUCAACCAGAUGAUGGCCGUGGCCGAAUACCUCGGCUGGGAUGUCAGCGAACUGCGUCCGAUACUGCAAGAGAUGAUGGUUGAAAUCGACUACGAUGCCGAUGGCACGGUGUCCUUGGACGAGUGGCAGCGAGGCGGGAUGACUACGAUUCCACUGCUGGUGCUCCUGGGUGUCGACAGCACCACGCUCAAGGAGGAUGGCAUCCACGUGUGGCGCCUGAAGCACUUUAGCAAGCCGGCGUACUGCAAUCUCUGCCUCAACAUGUUGGUGGGUCUCGGCAAGAAGGGCCUUUGCUGUGUGCUUUGCAAGUACACCGUCCACGAGCGGUGCGUGCAACAUGCCCCCGCAUCCUGCAUCACCACCUACGUCAAGUCGAAGAAACCGAAGUGUGGCGGAGACCUACUGCAUCACUGGGUGGAGGGCAACUGCUAUGGACGGUGCUCCAAGUGCCGCAAAAGGAUAAAGGCCUACCACGGAAUCACAGGACUUACCUGCCGCUGGUGUCACAUGAUGCUCCACAACCGCUGCGCCUCGUCGGUGAAGAAGGAGUGCACCUUGGGCGAAUACUCCGAGCUGAUUGUGCCGCCCACGGCCAUCUGCCCGGCGGUGCUCGACCGCCAGCGAUCCGUGAACCAGGCUCACAAGAAAUCCCAAAUGCAUCACCACCAGGCCACGCACUUCCAAAUCACGCCGCCGGACGAGCUGAGCUGCCCGCUGCUGGUGUUCGUCAAUCCGAAGAGCGGCGGUCGCCAGGGGGAUCGCAUCCUGCGGAAGUUCCAGUACAUGCUCAAUCCGCGCCAGGUGUACGACCUGUCCAAGGGCGGGCCCAAGGAGGGACUCACGCUCUUCAAGGACCUGCCCCGCUUCAGGGUCAUUUGCUGCGGGGGAGACGGCACCGUCGGCUGGGUUCUGGAAGCCAUGGACUCCAUAGAGUUGGCCAGCCAGCCGGCCAUCGGAGUGAUUCCCCUGGGAACGGGCAACGACCUGGCCCGCUGUCUCCGCUGGGGCGGCGGAUACGAGGGCGAAAACAUCCCCAAGCUGAUGGACAAGUUCCGCAGAGCCUCCACCGUGAUGCUGGACCGCUGGAGCAUCGAGGUGACCAACACUCCGCACAGCGAUGAACUGCGACCCAAGGUGACGCUGCACUCGAACAUGCAGAAGGUGAUUGAGCUGUCGCAAAGUGUUGUGGUCGACAAAUCGCUGAUGGAACGCUUCGAGGAAAUCCAGCGGCAGAGCAAGCAGGUGGCCACGUCCAUGGGCACGGCGGCCUCCAGCACAUCGAUUAUGAUGGCCAGCAAGACGGAAACGGAAAUGGCAACGAUGGCCACGAUGGAGUUCGGCAGCAGCACGACGACCACCAACAGGACGACCACGACCAAGAGCAUUUCGAUGUCCACGUUCGAGACGCAGUGCCUGCAACAGACCCUGCGGACAGCGAUGAGCAGCAGCAGCAGCAACACGAGCAGCGGCAGUCCGUGCAACGGCAACCAGGAUGCGGAAACGGAAGUAGAUUCCCAUGCCGCUGCCGCUGCCGAAGUCCGGGAGCAGUCCUUGCCCAGUAGGUCGGGUGAAACGGAAAAGCAAUCACUUGAGACGCUGCUGCUGCAGCACAAACAGCAGAUGCAACAACAGCAGCAGCAGCAGCAACAGCAGCAAGGAGCCACAUCACUGGCUGUCGAGGAAGCUGCAACAGCAACGCCAGUCGGGAGUAAUCAAAGCGAUAAUAGUAGCCAGCGCAAUAAGCAGAACAACAUCCUUAAACAGCAAAUUACAUUGUCAUUGGACUUGUCCGACCAUGAGGACGAGCCCAAGGACGACGUGCAAGGCGAUGGCGAUGGCGCUGGCGAUGGCACCAAGAGCAACGGCAACAGCAUUCCGGCAACACCAGCCACACCGGCCACACCAAUCACACCCACCACUCCGAAUGCCGCAUCAAGUGUGCUGCCGCAGCAGCAUCUCCAGUUCGAGCAGCAACAGAAGCCCAUCAAAGUGCAAUCCGACAAGGACUGCACGGUGCCCUACAACAUAAUCAACAAUUAUUUCUCCGUCGGCGUGGACGCCGCCAUCUGCGUCAAGUUCCACCUGGAGCGUGAGAAGAACCCGCACAAAUUCAACAGCCGCAUGAAGAACAAGCUGUGGUACUUCGAGUAUGCAACAUCCGAGACAUUUGCAGCAUCCUGCAAGAAUCUCCACGAGAGCAUCGAGAUUGUGUGCGAUGGCGUGGCCCUGGACUUGGCCAACGGACCCCACCUGCAGGGAGUGGCCCUGCUCAACAUCCCGUACACACACGGCGGCUCCAACCUGUGGGGCGAGCACCUGUCCCAGAAGCGGAUACGCAAGAGCGCCGGCCCCUUCGGCAAGAGCAAGAAGCUCCGCGCCGGCGACAAGGAGUUCUCCGCCACCAGCUUCAAUUCCGUGGACCUCUCGGUGGCCAUUCAGGACUUUGGAGAUCGGCUCAUCGAGGUGAUUGGGCUGGAGAACUGCCUGCACAUGGGCCAGGUGAGGACUGGACUCCGCGCAUCGGGACGUCGCCUGGCCCAGUGCAGCGAGGUGAUCAUCAAGACGAAGAAAACAUUUCCCAUGCAGAUAGAUGGCGAGCCCUGGAUGCAGAUGCCCUGCACGAUCAAGGUGACCCACAAGAACCAGGUGCCCAUGCUGAUGGCACCGCGGUCGGAGAAGGGACGCGGAUUCUUUAACCUGCUGUGCAGCUGAUUCAGGCGCAGCGCAUCGAGCGACUUCAUGGGCCGGAGUGCCCAGGAGUCGGCCGAUGAGCUGGAUGAUGACUUUCGGAUCGUCACUAGAAGCACCACCGUCCACAACAUAGCCUAGCGUCAAUAGCUUUAGCCCAGUCCACCCGCGAUCGCAUCGAAUUGGUUAACCCUAGGUUAAGGCUUCCCUUAUGAUAUGACAUGAUAUGAUAUGAUAUGUGUAGAUCUGCUAUAUGUGUAUGUAUUCUUGUAUGCAUGUAUGUCGAGUGAGUUACAGAGCUUUAUAUUUAGUGUUAGACUAGCCAAAUAUACAACCGAGUCAAGUCCAUUCCAAUGGCAUCCGAGUGCGGUGGCUGUAUAUAUACAUACAUAGCAAUACUGCGACGGCUUUAGGCCACCGGAUAUUUUAAGAACACACUUUAAAAGCGAUAGCAUAGCGAAAAUUGUCCAAAGAUGCAACUGAAAUGAGACCAACCAAGCAACCAGAACAACAAACCAAACACAAAAACCAAACAGCUAAUAGUAGUGCGAAUUUUAUGCCCUAGGCUAAGUACGAGUAUGUAAUUUAUUCCGUCAUUUAUAAGCAGUGGUGGGUGUUGCUGGGAUCGACAGGAUAUAUGUAUACGUCUACCGACGUAUGUAGAACCAACACACAUAUCAUUUGAUUUCCGACUCGAGAUUUUGCAUUUGAGCAGCACUCGCCACUGAACUACGAACUUAACUUUUAUUUUUUUUUUUGGUAAUUUAUAUUGUAUAUAGCGAAACAAAUGUAACUUGGCAUGAUGCAAGUGUCAACUAAAUGGUGCAGCUUUAAACGAAAUUUUAUAUAUGAACACAUAUAUUGAGAGGACACGAACCGGAUGUUGAACAAUACAUACAUAGCAUAUAUGUAUUGUAUAUUUCGUAUAUGUAUGUUAAGUGCCAAUAAGGUCCUCACAAAUACAAUACUCAUAGAAGAAUACCCUACUUUUCUCACCCCCAUCAGUAAAUUUAACCGCCCUGGUAAAUUUCAGAUCGAAAACCCACAUUCCAAGCAUUUCCCAGACCACGUGUACAUUUUUGGACGCAAAGCACUAAGUAGUGCAAAUCUGGUAAAGUGAAAUCACCAAUAAUCCGGUUUGUUAAACGUAGUGUCCCUAGAAUCAAAUAACUACUAGCUGAUAGUUAUUGAAUAGCACGCCACCAAAGAGCACUAUUUUUGAACUAUUAGGUAAUACGAGAGGCACUUCUCAGAUGGAAUGUUAAUUGGAUAUACUCGCAAUAUAAUAUGUGUCCUUCGAAUCGUUACUCCCCCUAAGUAGUUCGGAAUAUUAAAGCUAACUUCGAAGACUAACCACAGUUUCUUACAUACACUUUACACCUAAUGUUAUGGAGCGCGUCGAGUUAUCCUAGUCAUUUGCCGAGUCCAAAUUGAGUUCUCCUCGUACGUGCCAUCCUAACCCUUGGACCUUGGACUUCCUCAGCAGGAUAUCCGCACUGCACACGAUUAAUCCUUAAUGUACGUGGACGUGUAUACUGUCGAACUACUAUUGCAAACCAACGUAAUAUACAUAAAAGUCGAUUUAAUUUUGCAAAUAAACAUUUUCAAUGCGAUUCCCCGCGCCCACGAGUCCUCGGCUCCGCCAGGAACACGGGGAUUUAGUGCCAGCGCCGGGACGCCGCUAAUGCCACACAGUAGCCAGUUAACAUUAAUUAUAAAUGAACCACUUAAUAUUAGUAAAAUGCAAAGCAAAGCGGCUCAGCAAGGCCACGCUUGUGUACAGUACAACUAGAUGUAAGCGUAUACCUGUCUAAUGUUAAAUCGAAGUAAUCGAAAAGUAGCUACUAGUUGAUAUUACCAGAGAAAUGAACGAAAAUAGCAAGUGGAACUUGAAAACUAUACACUACGUUAAGCGAUGAUAUAUUAAUGCCUAAGUAGUUGAAUGUAUCGCCUAAGCGAAGUUAUAAUCUGUGUACAAAGCUGGGUUCCUUUAGUAGCUCCAUUAGAUUUUCGUUUUCAACUUAAAUUAUCCACUGAUGUGCUGCUGCAGGUGUCAUGUCAUGCUACGACCCUAUGCCCCAUGGAUCUUCACUCGUGCCAAGAACUGGUGGCGAUGGGGUCCCAAGUUAAGGUGUAACCACUCUAAAAUAGGGAACGAAAUGUAAAACUGUAAAGUGCAUAAGCCAUAUUAUCCAUACAUGUAUACUCCUAUAACCAGUGUUUAAAACAACCACCAAUAAAUUCAAAUUACGUAAAA
Messenger RNA from Drosophila mauritiana, 6473 nucleotides. It is a transcript of the gene Dgk, whose product is annotated as diacylglycerol kinase 1. Gene Ontology annotation, cellular component: plasma membrane. The transcript is spliced from 21 exons. Gene Ontology annotation, molecular function: ATP-dependent diacylglycerol kinase activity; calcium ion binding. The coding region runs from base 587 to 4240 and encodes 1217 amino acids. Gene Ontology annotation, biological process: diacylglycerol metabolic process; intracellular signal transduction; lipid phosphorylation. NCBI's taxonomy places the organism in Eukaryota, Metazoa, Arthropoda, Insecta, Diptera, Drosophilidae. The record is from RefSeq and is a predicted model, not a curated record.